Hymenoscyphus albidus is the source of this 2248-nucleotide messenger RNA. The record is from the annotation of a GenBank genome assembly. NCBI's taxonomy places the organism in Eukaryota, Fungi, Ascomycota, Leotiomycetes, Helotiales, Helotiaceae.
UAUGACUUUGAUCGAUUUCUGGGGAAAGCCAAUGCUUGCACGUCAUCUGCCGGUAUGCAAGCUCCAGAAAAAUAUGCAAGUGUGUGUUUUUGAGGAUUGAUGAAAAGUUAUCCCUCUCUUUCCUAUUAUUCUUCACGCUGUCUUUCUCGACCAAAUCCCAUUUCUUGAAAUCUACCUCCGGAUAUACGACAUAUCACCUGGAUUUACGAUUGAAAUCCCAGAGCUGUGAUUUAUACACCUUCGGUAGUUCUUAGGGAAAUACUGUGAGCUAUGGCGUCGGAAAGACCCCUCGAGAUCGCUAUUGUUGGUGCAGGUCUGGCGGGAGUUACGCUCGCUCUGGGACUCACGAGGAAUAAUCCGAAUCUCAACCUCACGGUCUUCGAAUCGCGGCGGAAAUUCUCGGAAAUAUCAAAUGGAGUGGGCUGUAAGUUAUUCAAUGUUUUGAUUUCGCUUCAAACAUCUUUUUUCAUUUCAUAGGCAUCUCAUCUGUUUACCCCUCCUUCCUGAGGACAAUAUCAGAGGUAGUAAGCUGCACCAAUUCUCUAGGACAAUUCAUGGUUUUUCUUGUUGAAACGGGCCAAUUGAUCAUUCAUGAAUCUCAAUUGGGGUAAUUGAUCUCGGGGAUCUAGGUUGAUAGCCUAAAUUAAUCAUGAAAGUCAGAAGAAUGGAAUGCUAUCUGUUGCAGCUCGCUCCUUCAAGUCUUCUUAGGAUCCCCUCCUAAUUUCACCUACUGACAAUACAUAACAUCCGUAUCUAUCCUACUUUUAACCAGACAAAACUAUAAACUCAAUGCUAACAUCAACCUCCCAGUCGGUUCCAACGCCGUCCGGGCAAUGUCCCUCAUAACCCCCAAAAUCGUCGGCAUCGAAGGCGUCUACGAAAGCGUCAAAACCCCCAAUCUCGACCCUUUCAAACGAGACAUCUGGUACGACGUCCGCCACGGCGACGGCCCCAAAGCAGGCAACCUCAUCCAAGAAGUCCGCGGCGAAGCAAACUUCGAAUUCUGCAGUCUCAGCCGCGCGAAGUUCCUUGAGGGGAUAGUAGGUCUUCUAGAUCCGCGGGUGAAACUCAACUUCGGAACGCGGAUCAUCGAUAUCGUGGAUGGGAUCGAUGACCACGCGGGAAAAUCACGGCUCAGGUUCGAGGAUGGGACGGAGGCGUAUGCGGAUGCGGUUAUUGGGUGUGAUGGGAUUCGUUCCAAGGUGAGGGAAUUGAUGUUUGGUGAGAAGGCGAAUGCGGUGUAUAGCGGGAAGUAUGCGUAUCGCAAGGUGGUGAGUAUGAAGAAGGCGAUUGCGACGGUGGGACCGCAGAUGCGGAAUCGGCAGAUGUUUGUGGGGAAGGGGGGACAUGUUGUUACGCAGCCGAUUAAGAAUGGGGAUGCGUUGAAUAUUGUGGCGUUUCGGGAUGCGAGGGGGGAGGCGUGGAAGAGGAGGGUUUGGGUGGUUCCUAGUGACAGGGAGGCUAUGCUGAAGGAUUAUGAGGGGUGGGGUGAGGAAGUUGUUAAGAUCCUUGAGGUAUCUCAUCUUUUAACUCCCUUGUAUGCGUAUUACUGACAGUACCUGAUAGCUCAUCGAGUACCCAGAGAAAUGGGGACUUUUCGACACCACUCCCGCAGAAACAUACACCGUCAACAACCUCUGCAUCCUCGGUGACGCUGCACACGCAACGAGUCCUCACCUCGAUUCCGGCGCGGGAUUCGCCAUCGAGGAUGCAUAUCUCCUUUCUGGGCUUUUGAAACCUGAACUCGUUAAAAGGGCUGCGGAUAUCAAGUACGCUUUUAAAGCUUGGGAUGCUAUUCGGAGACCGCGAUGUAACGAGUUGAUAUCGAGAUCUAGAGAACAGGGUUUGUUACUCGAUUUGCAAGCCCAAGACGGUGGAGAAGUUAGCGCGGAGGAUGUGAGGGAGAAGAUUGAGAUACAUCAGAGGUAAGCAAAUCAUUUCAUUUGUCUCCCGACUUUUCUGGCGCUAUUUGAGAUAUGGGAUCAUUGAAAGACUACUGGCCAACUAUUGUAGAUGGGUUUGGAACGUCGACCUAGAAGGCAUGCUCGAGAAAGCAACAGUCUUGUUCCAAAAAGAGAAGGAGGCUGCGGGGUCACUGAAGUGUUAAGUUUUAUGUGAUAUAAACAGGUCUGGGUUUGAGUUACUUUGUUACAAUAGAUUUCUUUGGGCGUUCGGAGACGAAAUAGAAUUUCUUUGCUGGCACGACAUUGACAGCGUAUUAAAUUCGAGUAGUUGAGUUGAGUAGUAG